This is a messenger RNA of Aspergillus heteromorphus CBS 117.55, 1920 nucleotides long. Its product is annotated as ubiquitin-specific protease UBP6. Gene Ontology annotation, molecular function: cysteine-type deubiquitinase activity; protein binding; proteasome binding. Lineage: Eukaryota; Fungi; Ascomycota; Eurotiomycetes; Eurotiales; Aspergillaceae. The record is from RefSeq and is a predicted model, not a curated record. Gene Ontology annotation, biological process: proteasome-mediated ubiquitin-dependent protein catabolic process; protein deubiquitination; regulation of proteasomal protein catabolic process. The transcript has 3 exons. The coding region runs from base 63 to 1778 and encodes 571 amino acids.
CAACCGUCAGAACCUGAGAGGAGCUAUCAAUCCCACCCAAAAGGACUUCCAUUCGAGUCAAAAUGGCUUCCAUACCGAUCAUUGUAAAGCACCAGGGCAAACGUCAUGAGGUCGAGCUUGACCCGUCUCAGAACGGAGAAACGCUAAAAUACCAACUAUUCUCUUUGACCGGCGUCGAACCCGAGCGACAGAAGAUCCUCGUCAAGGGAGGCCAGCUCAAGGAUGACACUCCCCUGUCUUCUCUUAACGCCAAGGCUGGCCAGACCUUCAUGAUGAUGGGUACGCCGUCUGGAGGCCAGGGAGCUGGAGACUUGGGCAGACCAAAGGAGGUUGUGAAAUUCUUGGAGGAUAUGACGGAAGCCGAAGCUGCCAGGGCGGAGGGAGCCACUCCUGCUGGUCUGCAAAACCUCGGAAACACCUGCUAUCUGAACUCGACACUACAGACACUGCGAGGUGUUCCAGAACUUCAGGAUGCGUUGCAAAAGUAUCGGCCUUCUGGAAGCUCCACUGGAGGAUCGAGCUUGUCGAACCUUAGUAGUCUCGGACUCGGCGGUCUUGGGGCUUCAAUGGAUCUGACAUCCUCUCUCCGGGAUCUUUUCAAGCAAAUGUCCGAGACUCAGGAGGGGUUCCCGCCACUGAUGUUCCUCAACGCCCUGAGAAGUGUCUUCCCCCAAUUCGCUCAAAGAGAUCGCAAUGGACGCGGCUAUGCCCAACAGGAUGCCGAAGAGGCUUGGUCGCAAAUCGUGAAUCAACUGCGGAACAAGCUGAUUGUGAAGGAAGGUGAGGGAGAGUCCGCUACCGAAGUGUCCUUUGUGGAUAAGUACCUUGCCGGAAGAUUUGAGUCGGUUACAGAAUGCGAUGAGGUGACAGCAAAGGAGGCUGGCGAGGCACCCACUCCGAGCUCCGACGUCUUCUUCAAACUCGAUUGCCACAUCGGCAAGGAUACGAACCAUCUGACCGACGGCAUUAUGGAAGGUCUCGAGGAGAAGAUCGAGAAACAUUCUCCCACACUUGACCGCGAUGCUGUGUACACCAAGCGUUCUCGCAUCGCCCGUUUACCCAAAUAUCUGGCGGUGCAUUUCGUUCGAUUUUUCUGGAAGCGCGAGACCCAGAAGAAGGCCAAGAUCAUGCGUAAAGUCACAUUCCCGGCCGAACUGGACGCGGUAGACUUUUGCACCGACGAGUUGAAAAAGCAACUUAUUCCUGUCAGGGACAAGGUCCGCGAUAUUCGGAAGGAAGAGGUGGACGUUGAGCGCGCCCGCAAGCGCCAGAAGCUUGCCCACCGGAAGGAGGAAGAGAAGAAGGACGAGGUGGAGUCCGGUUCCAGCAUGGAGCCAAUGCAGAAAAAGAAAGCCACCGAAGAGAAGAAGGGAGAAGCCAAGAAAGAUGACGAUGAGGCCAUGACGGAUGUGUUCAAGUCUGACGCAGACUACGAAGCUGAGAAGGCCGCUUCCAUUCUUGCCGCUAAGAAGGAACUGUCUGAGCUUCUUGACCCGAGUCUUGCCUCGGAUGACGGUGUCAACAAGACGGGUCUGUAUGAGCUACGCGGAGUCAUCACACACCAGGGUGCCAGUGCCGACAGUGGCCAUUACACGGCCUAUGUGAAGAAGCAGCCUAGGGACAACGACGACAACACCGAAGGACGGUGGUGGUGGUUCAACGAUGACAAGGUGACCGAGGUGGAGGCAGAGAAGAUCGAGACGCUUUCGGGCGGUGGCGAAUCUCACUCUGCGCUGAUUCUGCUUUACCGCGCAUGCGACCUGCCUACUUCCAACUGAGCAGCCUCACAACUCUCAGAGUACAUAGGGGUAUGCAUAGAUAAUGAGCUUAUGGCUGAAUGCUAGGGCCAGACCUUCCUCUGGCCGAAAUACUACUACAACGGAGACUAUCUUUGUGCGGGGUAUUAGAGUAUCUUUUUCU